CCUUCCCAAUUUCCUACAACUUUCUCAUUUAGCGUUGCGUUUCGUUUCGUUUUGCUGCGUUGCCCUUGCCUUACCUACGUACGACAUCACUGACUUUGACUUUCGUUUCAUAAUAUCAUUACCACUAUAUAAAACUUUAUUAUAUAUAUACACACACAAAAACUUCCUCAUCUAUAUUUUCUAAAACACAGAUUUCCACUCGCUUCAAUUAUCAUUAUCCCACCCACUCUCCCACUUUCUUUAGAAAGAAAAAUCUCAUUUUGACAUUAAAUCAGAAUUAUUACAAAUCUCGUUCUGGCCAUAGAAGGCCUAGCUAGAGAUCUAGAAAAAUGAGCAGAAGUAGUGAUCAAAGAAGAGGAGGUUAUGGAGAUCGUGAGAUGACAACGGCCUCAUCAAAUGAUCAUCAAGAAUUGACGGUGGCUGCCGACGAUUAUGAACCUGCCUUCAUGACAACCGGAGCAGGUUAUACUGGUCCUCUCAUGAUGAGUAGUAACAGUCACAACAGUAGUGCCAAAAACGACGACGAUGAUGAUGACGGGUACGUGGAGGUCACUCUGGACAUCCGCGACGACACCGUCGCCGUUCACAGCGUCCAGGCAGCUGCCUCAGGGAACGAGGACCCUGAGCUGGCCCUGCUCACCAAGAAGACUCUCCACGACAUCAACAGGUCCUCCAAGUCCUCCUCCUUCGGCUCAUCUCGUUUCCGUACUGCUUCCUCACGCGUCAUCACUCACGUCUCCCAGGAGCUCAAGCGCUUGGCCUCCAACUCCAAGAGAUCCUCCUCCACCACUGCAAGCAGGCGCUUCAACCGCAACAAGUCCGCCGCCGCCUACGCCUUGAAGGGCCUCAAGUUCAUAGCCGCCAAGACCGGAGGCAGUGCCUCCGCCGCCGCCUGGUCUGCCGUCGAAAAACGAUUCGACCAACUCACUGCCAAUUCCGAUGGUCUUCUACCAUCUUCUCUCUUCGGCGAAUGCAUAGGAAUGAACAAGGAAUCUAAAGAAUUUGCAGGCGAGCUUUUCCGGGCACUUGCUCGGAGGCGCAACAUAAGUGGUGACUCCAUCAACAAGGCACAGCUCCAAGAGUUCUGGGAACAAGUCGCCGAUGAAAGCUUCGACUCCAGACUCCAGACUUUCUUUGACAUGGUCGACAAAGACGCUGAUGGGAGAAUCACAGAGGAAGAAGUCAGAGAGAUUAUCAGCCUCAGCGCUUCCGCAAACAAACUGUCCAACAUUCAGAAGCAGUCGGAGGAGUAUGCAGCAAUGAUCAUGGAAGAACUAGAUCCGGAAAAUGCCGGGUACAUCAUGGUUCACAACCUGGAAAUGUUGUUACUUCAAGCUCCUAACCAAUCGGUCAGGGUAACGGACAGUCGGAUUUUGAGUCAGAUGCUUAGCCAGAAGCUGAAGCCGACUCAGGAGAGCAAUGCCUUGACUCGUUGGCUGGAGAGGACCAAGUACUUUGUAAUGGACAACUGGCAAAGGGUGUGGGUUAUGAUGUUGUGGCUUGGGAUCGUGUCGGGUCUGUUUGCCUAUAAGUUUGUUCAGUACAAGAACAACAAGCCUGCUUUCGCGGUCAUGGGCUAUUGUGUUUGCAUUGCCAAAGGAGGCGCCGAGACCCUCAAGUUCAACAUGGCUCUCAUCUUACUGCCCGUCUGCCGAAACACCAUCACCUGGCUUCGAAACAAGACCAAGUUAGGUGUCGCUGUUCCUUUUGAUGACAAUCUCAAUUUCCACAAGGUGAUUGCAGCAGCAAUCGUCGUGGGGGUGGGACUUCAUGCCGGGGCUCACUUGAUAUGUGACUUCCCACGAAUUCUCAACGCGUCAGAUGACAAAUACGAGCUCAUCGAACCUUACUUUGGUGAUGAACAGCCUGAAAGCUAUUGGUGGUUUGUCAAGGGAAUCGAAGGAGUGACGGGAAUUAUAAUGGUGGUGCUGAUGGCCAUUGCCUUCACGCUGGCCACCCCGUGGUUCAGGCGGAACAAGCUCAACCUUCCCAAGUUCCUCAAAAGGCUGACUGGUUUCAAUGCCUUCUGGUACUCCCACCACCUUUUCGUCAUCGUCUACACUCUCCUUAUUGUCCACGGAAUUUACCUCUAUCUCACCAAAACAUGGUAUCAGAAGACGACAUGGAUGUAUCUGGCAGUGCCAGUGUGCCUUUACGCUUGUGAAAGGUUGAUCAGAGCACUUAGAUCGAGCAUCAAAGCCGUUAAGCUUCUGAAGGUGGCUGUCUAUCCUGGAAAUGUAUUGGCACUGCACAUGACAAAGCCACAGGGUUUCAAAUACAAAAGUGGCCAGUACAUGUUUGUUAACUGUGCUGCGGUGUCUCCCUUCGAAUGGCAUCCUUUCUCUAUCACAUCAGCGCCUGGAGAUGACUACUUGAGCGUUCACAUUCGGACACUAGGCGAUUGGACUCGGCAGCUCAAAACUGUCUUCUCAGAGGUUUGUCAGCCUCCAACGGGUGGAAAGAGCGGGCUAUUGAGAGCAGACAUUCAAGUUGGGGGAAACAAUAACCCGAGCUUCCCCAAGAUAUUGAUCGACGGUGCAUACGGGGCUCCAGCACAGGACUACAAGAAGUACGACGUGGUGCUGCUUGUUGGACUGGGGAUCGGAGCCACUCCCAUGGUGAGCAUUGUCAAGGACAUCAUAAACAACAUGAAGGCAGAAGAGAACAGAACGACUCCGUCGACGUCUUCGUCGUCAGUGUUCAGGACCCAGAAAGCUUACUACUACUGGGUGACAAGGGAACAAGGGUCGUUCGAGUGGUUCAAAGGAAUACUGAACGAGGUGGCGGAGAUGGACGAGAGAGGCCUCAUUGAGCUGCACAACUACUGCACCAGUGUGUACGAGGAAGGAGAUGCGAGGUCAGCCCUCAUUGCCAUGCUUCAGUCGCUUCACCACGCCAAGAGCGGUGUGGAUGUGGUGUCCGGCACUCGAGUCAAGUCCCAUUUCGCUAAGCCAAACUGGCGCCAAGUUUACAAGAGGAUUGCUCUUCAACACCCUAACUCUCGAGUUGGCGUGUUUUACUGUGGGGCACCGGCACUGACCAAGGAGCUCAAACAACUGGCUUUGGACUUCUCCCACAAGACCUCCACCAAGUUUGAGUUUCACAAAGAGAAUUUUUGAGUAGUUGCAGAGUCAUUAAUAUCAUUAAGUGUUAAUUAAGAUUAGAUAUAUUAUUUCAUUUAUUGAUUUUUUUUAUUAUUAUCUUAAUUUCAUUCUAUCUUUUAAAUGGAUAUAUGUAUUCCUAACUAAACAAAAUCAAUCAUGUAUAUCUGUAUCUUGAUCAAGUAUAGUAGUGAUCCUUUGCUAAAGAGAAAAAAAACAGUGACUAGAUGGAUAGUGAGACGAGAGAGACAGAAAGUAGUCCCCAUUAAGAUUGCUUUACCAGAAUUUAGAAAAGAAGCUAAAGCAAACACUAGAACUGGAAGUGGUGGGAGCCUGCAGCCAGCUGCAAAGUAUAUAUGCCAAUAAUUAAUGAUGUGAAGUAGUCCAUAGAUCUCAAUUGAUACGGCAACACAACCCAGUUGCAUAUAUAAACAUAUUAAUCAGAGGACAGAUAAUACUUUCUAGCCUGGUUUUUUGUAAUAUUGUAACUCAAUGGAAUUGUCUUGAAUAAAAUCGUAUAUUUAAUAAGUU
This is a messenger RNA of Humulus lupulus (European hop), 3632 nucleotides long. Its product is annotated as respiratory burst oxidase homolog protein D. The coding region runs from base 330 to 3119 and encodes 929 amino acids. Gene Ontology annotation, molecular function: peroxidase activity; NAD(P)H oxidase H2O2-forming activity; calcium ion binding. The transcript is spliced from 7 exons. Gene Ontology annotation, cellular component: plasma membrane. Lineage: Eukaryota; Viridiplantae; Streptophyta; Magnoliopsida; Rosales; Cannabaceae. The record is from RefSeq and is a predicted model, not a curated record.